AUGUUAGGCCUCGCUGUUUUGGCAAUGUCGGCCAUUGUUAAAGCAUCAAAUGGUCUAGCGUUGAAAGGAACCUGCGUUCGUCGACGGUCAGACAAUGAAAAAGCUGUGUUAGAGAGGAUGCCAGGUGAUCGCAACCAUCGAGAAAGAAAGCAAGUAGAUGAGAGUGAAGAUCUGAUGUUGGAAGAAGUGCACCCACUGGCGAUAGUAUUUGAGGCGGUAGGUGAUAAGUCAUGGCCGCGUGCUAAUAGUGAUGCUGGUUCAUCAACUGCGUCCGAAUAG
Molecule: messenger RNA, 279 nt
Organism: Protopolystoma xenopodis
Lineage: Eukaryota; Metazoa; Platyhelminthes; Monogenea; Polystomatidea; Polystomatidae
Source: the annotation of a GenBank genome assembly